Knipowitschia caucasica is the source of this 2601-nucleotide messenger RNA. NCBI's taxonomy places the organism in Eukaryota, Metazoa, Chordata, Actinopteri, Gobiiformes, Gobiidae. The record is from the annotation of a GenBank genome assembly.
AUGGUCUCCUGCUCAUCUCCGAAACACACAUCCAGAACUCUACUGUCCAUUGGCUCAGCCCCACCCGCCCCAGAGACUACACCACCCCAACACCACCCACACCCGCCCCAGAGACUACACCACCCCAACACCACCCACACCCGCCCCAGAGACUACACCACCCCAACACCACCCACACCCGCCCCAGAGACUGCACCACCCCAACACCACCCACACCCGCCCCAGAGACUACACCACCCCAACACCACCCACACCCGCCCCAGAGACUACACCACCCCAACACCACCCACACCCGCCCCAGAGACUGCACCACCCCAACACCACCCACACCCGCCCCAGAGACUACACCACCCCAACACCACCCACACCCGCCCCAGAGACUACACCACCCCAACACCACCCACACCCGCCCCAGAGACUGCACCACCCCAACACCACCCACACCCGCCCCAGAGACUGCACCACCCCAACACCACCCACACCCGCCCCAGAGACUACACCACCCCAACACCACCCACACCCGCCCCAGAGACUACACCACCCCAACACCACCCACACCCGCCCCAGAGACUGCACCACCCCAACACCACCCACACCCGCCCCAGAGACUGCACCACCCCAACACCACCCACACCCGCCCCAGAGACUACACCACCCCAACACCACCCACACCCGCCCCAGAGACUACACCACCCCAACACCACCCACACCCGCCCCAGAGACUGCACCACCCCAACACCACCCACACCCGCCCCAGAGACUACACCACCCCAACACCACCCACACCCGCCCCAGAGACUGCACCACCCCAACACCACCCACACCCGCCCCAGAGACUGCACCACCCCAACACCACCCACACCCGCCCCAGAGACUACACCACCCCAACACCACCCACACCCGCCCCAGAGACUACACCACCCCAACACCACCCACACCCGCCCCAGAGACUACACCACCCCAACACCACCCACACCCGCCCCAGAGACUACACCACCCCAACACCACCCACACCCGCCCCAGAGACUACACCACCCCAACACCACCCACACCCGCCCCAGAGACUACACCACCCCAACACCACCCACACCCGCCCCAGAGACUACACCACCCCAACACCACCCACACCCGCUCCAGAGACUACACCACCCCAACCCGCCCCAGAGACUACACCACCCCAACACCACCCACACCCGCCCCAGAGACUACACCACCCCAACACCACCCACACCCGCCCCAGAGACUGCACCACCCCAACACCACCCACACCCGCCCCAGAGACUACACCACCCCAACACCACCCACACCCGCCCCAGAGACUACACCACCCCAACACCACCCACACCCGCCCCAGAGACUACACCACCCCAACACCACCCACACCCGCCCCAGAGACUACACCACCCCAACACCACCCACACCCGCCCCAGAGACUGCACCACCCCAACACCACCCACACCCGCCCCAGAGACUACACCACCCCAACACCACCCACACCCGCCCCAGAGACUGCACCACCCCAACACCACCCACACCCGCCCCAGAGACUGCACCACCCCAACACCACCCACACCCGCCCCAGAGACUACACCACCCCAACACCACCCACACCCGCCCCAGAGACUACACCACCCCAACACCACCCACACCCGCCCCAGAGACUACACCACCCCAACACCACCCACACCCGCCCCAGAGACUACACCACCCCAACACCACCCACACCCGCCCCAGAGACUACACCACCCCAACACCACCCACACCCGCCCCAGAGACUACACCACCCCAACACCACCCACACCCGCCCCAGAGACUACACCACCCCAACACCACCCACACCCGCUCCAGAGACUACACCACCCCAACCCGCCCCAGAGACUACACCACCCCAACACCACCCACACCCGCCCCAGAGACUACACCACCCCAACACCACCCACACCCGCUCCAGUGACCACACCACCCCAACACCACCCACACCCGCCCCAGAGACUACACCACCCCAACACCACCCACACCCGCCCCAGAGACUACACCACCCCAACACCACCCACACCCGCUCCAGUGACCACACCACCCCAACACCACCCACACCCGCUCCAGAGACUACACCACCCCAACACCCACCCACACCCGCCCCAGAGACUACACCACCCACACCCGCCCCAGAGACUACACCACCCACACCCGCCCCAGAGACUACACCCCCAACACCACCCACACCCGCCCCAGAGACUACACCACCCCAACACCACCCACACCCGCCCCAGAGACUACACCACCCCAACACCACCCACACCCGCCCCAGAGACUACACCACCCACACCCGCCCCAGAGACUACACCACCCCAACACCACCCACACCCGCCCCAGAGACUACAUCACCCCAACACCACCCACACCCGCUCCAGAGACUACACCACUGGAGUGGUGUUGGUUGGUGACCAACACCACCCACACCAACACCACCCACACCCGCCCCAGAGACUACACCACCCCAACACCACCCACACCCGCCCCAGAGACUACACCACCCCAACACCACCCACACCCGCUCCAGUGACCACACCACCCACCACCACCCCACACCCGCUCCAGUGA